This is a messenger RNA of Umbelopsis ramanniana AG, 1236 nucleotides long. RefSeq lists its product as uncharacterized. NCBI's taxonomy places the organism in Eukaryota, Fungi, Mucoromycota, Umbelopsidomycetes, Umbelopsidales, Umbelopsidaceae. Bases 38 to 1069 code for a protein of 343 amino acids. The transcript is spliced from 3 exons. The record is from RefSeq and is a predicted model, not a curated record.
GAACUCCUUGGCAGAGGCUUAUCCUUCAGCAGAAAGUAUGCCAGCAGCAUGGCCAUCAAUAUUUGGCUCUAAAAAUACCCAGCUAAAGGAGGAUAGCGCUGAACUAGUUAAUAGCGACCAACAACAACACCCGAAUGUCAUUCAAGGAAGAGAUGUCAAUGAGUUGGGUGAGCAGAAUCCUGACGGCCCAAUGAGCAUGGGCGACAUGCAAGACGUCAUGUACUUCAAGUUUGUCAUGGGCAGGCCAAUUCUCAACUUUAUUCUCGCUGUGUUAUGGAGCAUUGGACUUCCUAUCUUGUUAUACCACCUUCUAAGGCCAAGAAUUGGUCAAAUUGCAGGUAUGAUUGUGGCCUCUUUACCGCCUUUAGCGAUUGUCGUUUGGAGAAUGUGGAAAACGAGGACACCAGACCCUUUAGGAUUUGUAAUGGGCGUUAGCUUCUUCAUUUCUGGUCUAUUGUCUAUCGCGCAACCUGAUGAACGCUGGCAGUUACUAGGAGACUCUAUCACACCACUGCUUGUUGGACUGUUUUGCCUAGUGUCUCUUCUACCCUUUCAAUACGGGCGACAUCAUCUACGUCCACUAACAUUUCAGAUAGCCCAACAAGUAAUGCCACGAGAUGGAUACGACGAAGAAGAGACCACUCAAAACGAGAGACAAACGUUUCCAGAAUAUGAUAAUCAGACCCCACACCAUAAAAGCAAAAAGGCAAAGCUCAUGUACCUAUACCAUAACAUACCUUCCUUUCGACGUGAUAUGCGGGUGUUGACAGCUGUCUGGGGAGUUACACUCAUGUUGAACUUUGUAGUGAAAAUCUGCUUAAUCACCAGUCCAGCUACGACAGAUCAAGUUCGUAAUUGGGGAUAUGCCGAAUUGGGUAUUGUCACGCUCGCUACCGCCAUCUUUUCUUUUGUAUACACAAGAUUAGUAUCAAUGAAAGGCAUUCAAGAAUUUUUGUCCAGAAGAACAGGAAUCUCCUCCGAAGCUAUCGGUAGAAGUGGAAAUUUUGCUGAAACAACCAACAGGAAUACUCAAGGGUUCAGCAACGUUUAUGGCCAGGUUAUGGGAUAAACCUAACGAAAUUGAUCCAUAUUCUGUGACAUAUGAUGCGUACAGGUUACGGUGGCUGGCCAUUAGUCACUAUAUUACGACGGUGAUUGUAUCACGAUCUUUAUACAGUUAAUAACUCCUUAUGUCUAAUUGGAAAUAGCAUUAAGUUCAAAUUUUAUGAUCGAUGU